Antrostomus carolinensis (chuck-will's-widow) is the source of this 449-nucleotide messenger RNA. RefSeq names its product mesoderm specific transcript (gene MEST). NCBI's taxonomy places the organism in Eukaryota, Metazoa, Chordata, Aves, Caprimulgiformes, Caprimulgidae. Gene Ontology annotation, cellular component: membrane. The annotation marks the transcript as partial. Gene Ontology annotation, biological process: acylglycerol catabolic process. Gene Ontology annotation, molecular function: monoacylglycerol lipase activity. The record is from RefSeq and is a predicted model, not a curated record. The transcript has 4 exons.
AUGAAGGAGUGGUGGGUGCAGGUGGGGCUGCUGACCGUGCCCCUCCUCGCUGUCUACCUGCACAUCCCGCCCCCAAAGCUCUCCCCAGCUCUCCUCUCCUGGAGAUCCUCUGGAGGCUUCUUCACCUACAAGGACCAGAACAUCUUCUACAGAGAUUCAACCGGCGCCGUUGGCAGCUCCGACGUCGUCGUCCUCCUCCACGGCUUCCCAACCUCCAGCUACGACUGGUACAAGAUCUGGGAAGGGCUGACCCAGCGGUUUCACCGGGUGAUUGCUCUGGAUUUCGUAGGAUUCGGUUUCAGUGACAAGCCUAGGCCCCACCGCUACUCCAUCUUCGAGCAAGCCAGCAUCGUCGAGGGGCUGGUGCGUCACCUCGGCCUCCGCCACCAGAGGAUCAAUCUCCUGUCCCAUGAUUAUGGAGAUACAGUCGCACAGGAGCUGUUGCACAG